AUGACGCUGAACGACAUUUAUCAGCGGAAAGCGCCCUUUCUACAACGCAACUGGCUACAGGGCAUCACAAAUUGGCAAAACUCAGCCGAGCUCAUGGGCAACAUUGUAUCCGGCCAGCUCCCCGGCGAUGGCCAAGCCGCUGCUCCGCCGCGCAAGCGACGCCGUGUUUCCACUCCCGAGUCGCUCGACGUUGACCACCUCAUUGUAUCGCCAAAGACAUCCGACACACGUUCCACUCUCCGCAUAGAGGUCCUCAGGGUCUCUCACAGAGAUUCCAAAAAGGUUCGCACAAGCGUAGUUGGUACCGCGCCCAGCCAAGUCACUACUACAAAGGCCAAUUGUCGCAUCACUCUCAGCAAUGCCACCAAGGGCACGCAUCGCGUCCUUCACUGUCAGAAUCAAUUAUGCGAUCUCAUUACCUUCAAAAACCCUGCCGGGCCCCAUCGCAUCGCAAGAGUGCACAUGGCAAGGCCCUUUUACGUGCCACGCGAUGCCAUCCUCGUCAAUAGGGACGAUGAUGGCUCUUACGACCUAUCUGACGCAUACGAGCUGCUCAUUGAAUUCGAGGCCGUUAGCGGUAGCCUCUGGCCUCCUUUGGGUGCCAGCGAUCUCGGUUCAUUGCUUGCGCUGCAAGACGCAAGCCCCAGCGACAUGCGCAAGAUCAUACUCAGGAGCCGCUUUCACGAUAUUUUUGGCAAACUAAAGGAGCCCCUGGUACUCUCAGCUCCUCAAGGGGCAGACAGACCCGACAGUUUGACCGAGUAUGUCGUGGACGUUGACCUGCGCUGGUCGUCUGGUUUCAGCGCAUUGCGACGCCUCGACAAAGAUUCCAUGCCAUGUAUCACUGCCAUUGAUCCCGAUACGGACAUGAGCCACGACAAAUGUCCGCCCAUCGGCGACGAGUUCACAAUUCCCAUCAACAAUGCAAACGGCAAUUUCGGGUCACAUGGCCACGUGCGCAGUGACGACGAGCAAACAGAAGGCGACAAAACGCCUUCUAGGUCAUUACGAAGAAGGGAACAAAAUAAAAUAUACAACCUCAAGGUUUUGAGCGACCAGGCGCGUGGAAAGGAACGCAAAAGACGGCACGACACAGGCGCGAUAGUGGCGGAGGGUGCAGUUUCCUACAUAUUGCCGCAGGAACAGCCUAUGCGGCUCGACUUCAAUCGAUGCGUAGCCUGUGGCUCGUACCAUGAGACUUUUGAGCAGCUAUCGCUGCAUCUAGAAACGUAUCAUCCUGGUUUCGAGUUUCAAUACAAUUUCACGAGUGAGGGGCCAGAGAUUCGUGUCUCUCAUCGCCGGUCUGAUACCUUUCUAUCACCGUCCAAAAAUUUCCAGAUACGGCCGACGUCGCAUCCAUUCAACUUGCAGACAUUUGUCGACGGAGAUCGAUCAUGGGUUACCAAGCGUGUCCUUGCCGGAGCAAAUGACGAUCUACUCAAGACCCCGCAGGCACGAUCUUCCACUGACAGAAUGGCGUCUCGCUCACCCGUGCCCAGGCAGCCAGUAUUUUCUGGAAGCAAGACUACUCUGGCGCGACGGCCGCAGCCACCCAAGAAGGACACAGUCGUGGUUCCCAAGAUUUCGCAGCCGCUAUAUCACCCCAUUAGCAAAGCUCUGCUGAAAGCUGGCGAUCGGGUGCCCUCUCCGGAUCAUGACGCGACGUGGCUCAUUCAAAAGCACCGCGAGAGCAUUGCCGACUUUUCCGACGUGACGCCGUCCGAAAAGGAGUACAUAUGGGAAUGGGACGGCUACAUUCUAAAACAGAGCAUCACAUCCAGCGCGUACCUGCCGCGCGCCUGGCUGGGGUUCGUCCAGCAAAAGGCGGCCUGGUUGGUGGCAAAGGACGAACGCAUGAGCGAGUUUGGCAAGCAUGCGUGCGUGCUGCUCGCGCGGGAGGUACUGACCGACGACGCCAUCAAGCAGGCUCUUGACUUUAUCAAUCAGGCCCGGUCGCUACGAACAAUGGACGUGGCGAAUGCCAUCUUGCCCGCGGAAACAGAGCCGGCCGCGCCAGCAUCCAAAGCAACAGACGUCCGCAAGAGCAGCAACGGAUGCACGAUAUGCCAGCUCCCAGUAAGGGGGCCUCGGUUGCUAGUGUGCUCUAACAAGCGUUGCCAAAAGAGGUUGUAUCACUCGGACUGCAUCAAGGACACCGCGGUUGUAAACGUGACGAACCGCAAAUGGAUGUGUAAUGCGUGCGCAUCCUCGGCGACGUAG
Beauveria bassiana ARSEF 2860 is the source of this 2220-nucleotide messenger RNA. RefSeq lists its product as uncharacterized. Bases 1 to 2220 code for a protein of 739 amino acids. The record is from RefSeq and is a predicted model, not a curated record. Gene Ontology annotation, cellular component: nucleus. The transcript has 2 exons. Gene Ontology annotation, molecular function: chromatin DNA binding. NCBI's taxonomy places the organism in Eukaryota, Fungi, Ascomycota, Sordariomycetes, Hypocreales, Cordycipitaceae.